GUUCUUCUACAUGGUCCUCCAGGAACUGGCAAGACAUCACUAUGCAAAGCAUUAGCACAGAAACUGUCAAUAUGUUUUAGCUCCAGAUAUCCACAUUGUCAGCUGGUUGAAGUGAAUGCACACUCAUUGUUCAGCAAAUGGUUUUUUGAAAGUGGCAAAUUGGUUGCAAAACUUUUUCAGAAAAUUCAGGAAAUGGUGGAGGAGGAGAACAAUCUGGUAUUUGUUUUAAUCGAUGAAGUUGAAAGCCUAGCUGCAGGAAGAAAAGCAGCUAUAUCUGGUUCAGAACCUUCAGAUUCUAUAAGGGGUAUCAGGCUCGAGCAGUGCACAAUUCAGUCGUUGAACUACGAAAUAUAUGCAAUCAUCCUUACAUCAGCCAGCUACAUAACGAAGAGGUUCAUAAACACGUUCCCAAGCAUUAUCUUCCUAAUAUUAUAAGGUUUUGUGGGAAGCUUGAGAUGUUAGAUCGGCUACUAAGUACUGCCCAAGCUUAAAGCCACAGAUCAUCUGGUAUAAUAUUCCAACCGAGUUUUGAUGAAAGGAAACCAAAAUGUAUAGAUAGGAUGUUUAGAGUUGUUACAUGUUAGCUGAAUGCUUGAUUUUUUUAGCUGCAAUAUUGUAAGUCCUAUGUG
Molecule: messenger RNA, 629 nt
Organism: Helianthus annuus (common sunflower)
Lineage: Eukaryota; Viridiplantae; Streptophyta; Magnoliopsida; Asterales; Asteraceae
Product: pachytene checkpoint protein 2 homolog
Exons: 3
Coding region: 193-435 (80 amino acids)
Biological process (GO): meiotic recombination checkpoint signaling; reciprocal meiotic recombination
Cellular component (GO): nucleus; chromosome
Source: RefSeq, a predicted model, not a curated record